UUUGAUAAUUGAAAUCGAGAAAAAUCAGAAUAUUUUUUGUGCUAAGUAAUGAAAUAGCUAUUUAGUUUAGAACAAAUUGUUAAAAAUAAGUAACUUAAAAUAAAUGUUUUUAUUUAAUAUUUAGUGUAUCGUCCUACAGGUUGAAAAUGCGUAUAGUGAUCCUCUCCAUAGCACUGCUAUUGUGCAGUGUUUGUGUGUCCCAGGCUUACGAGGACACUUCACUAGAGGAUGAUGAUUUUGCUGAGUUUGAACAGUUUGAGGCUGAUGAGGAUACUCCAAGCAAUGAUUUCAGUGAAGAAGAAGUGCCGGUGUUAAAACCAAAAUUGAAUGUAAAUAAAGAACAGUUUGAAACAAACAUUGAUGCUGAUGAUAUAGUUGUUGAGGAUGAAGAUAAUGAAUUUGAACAUUUUCAAGAUCCUGAAGAGUUUGAGGGAUACCAGGACACGACGCCUCGUACUGCCGAACAACCAAAAAUUACUAUCUCUCAGGUGCCAAUCAUGAUACGGCCCAGAUGGGACGCGUACUGGCUGGAAGGCAUCCUCUGCUGUUUGCUCGCAGCGUACGCGCUCGCGUACGUCAUCGGACGCACCAAGAACACCGCCAUAGCGACUAAUUUCCUUAAGCUACAUAAACCACUUUUGGAUGAGAACUUUACUUUAGUUGGCGAGUCGGGGCUGGACGUGGUGUCGGCGGACGAGCGCGGCUGGCGGCGCGAGGCGGAGCACUGCUUCACCAUGUGGUGCAGCGGCCGCCAGUGCUGCGAGGGGAUGCUGCUCACACUCAAGCUGAUCAAGCGUCAAGACUUAGUCCACGUGUUACUGGGUGUAGUUAGACCAACUCCGGACACGCUACUUAUCCGCGUGGAACUCGGUAAAGACGAUUGCGAUCCGUUCGUUCUUUGCAUCGCGCAGAAGAAGAUCGCCACGCGCCUCGCUAAGGAGAUGCAGGACUUGAGCAUGUUCUGCCCCGAGCGGCGCGCGGGCGACAAGCACGGGCUGCCGGCGGCGCUGGGCGUGCUGUCGGAGUGCGCGGAGGCCACGGCCGGCGUGCUGGACGCGCGCGUCACGGCGGCGCUGCAGCGCUACCACGCGCACGUGCAGUACAUACACGUGUCCGACCGCUACUGCGGGCCCAAGCAGAUGGAAGAAACCGUAGCCACAAAACCACCAGAAACGGAACGGGUGAUGCUAGUCAGUCUCGCGCUGGGCCCCGACGGCGGUGGAGACGAAGUUCGGCCCCUGCUGCUGUUGGUGUUCUAUUUGCUGGAUAAAAUCAAGCGACUUCGUUUAAGCAAAGAGGCCCUUUCGAAAUGCGAGAAGCGGCGCGUGAAGGCGACGGAGGCGUGGGUGCGCGGGGCGCACGCGGCGCGCCAGGAGCAGGCCGCGCAGCGACGCGAGGAGAAGCGCAAGCAGGAGAAGGAGCGCAUACUGGCGGAAGAUGAUCCCGAGAAGCAGCGGCGUUGGGAGCUAAAGGAGCAGAAGCGUCAACAAAAACGUAAAGCCCCGAAAAUGAAGCAACUCAAAGUGAAGGCGCUGUAAAUCAGCAAUACUCAAAUGCAAUAAUUAUUUAAAAAAAGAGUUUUUUGUUACCUAUCCAUAAGUGUUGAUCCUACAGUCUUGUGAAUAAAGAAUAUCUGUAUACAUC
This is a messenger RNA of Vanessa atalanta (red admiral), 1644 nucleotides long. RefSeq names its product PAT complex subunit CCDC47. The record is from RefSeq and is a predicted model, not a curated record. Gene Ontology annotation, cellular component: endoplasmic reticulum. Gene Ontology annotation, molecular function: calcium ion binding. NCBI's taxonomy places the organism in Eukaryota, Metazoa, Arthropoda, Insecta, Lepidoptera, Nymphalidae. Bases 147 to 1538 code for a protein of 463 amino acids. Gene Ontology annotation, biological process: endoplasmic reticulum calcium ion homeostasis. The transcript is spliced from 11 exons.